This is a messenger RNA of Sphaerodactylus townsendi, 2993 nucleotides long. Its product is annotated as ras guanine nucleotide exchange factor F-like. The transcript has 10 exons. Lineage: Eukaryota; Metazoa; Chordata; Lepidosauria; Squamata; Sphaerodactylidae. Gene Ontology annotation, molecular function: protein binding. The record is from RefSeq and is a predicted model, not a curated record. Bases 439 to 1806 code for a protein of 455 amino acids. Gene Ontology annotation, cellular component: Golgi apparatus.
UGCCGUCAUCCCGCCCUCCCCUUGCCGACUUUUUUGAACUGGCACUAAUCCUGACCAAAGAGCGCGCAUUCCGCGGCGGGGGCGCGCCUUCCUGAGACGAGAUUUGCAAAGUUAGCGGUCGCGGGGAAGAGCGUCUGGUGGUAGCCCUUCCCGACAGGAGAAGAAUGACGCGCACGGCUUCUGUGGCUCAUUUUGCAAGAAGCUGUUAAAGGGAAACCAAGCGGAGGAACAGAUGUCAGUCUAUCCAAUCGUUCACGUCCAUAUCUUAUACUAGGUCCCCAGUGGUGUCUGGCUUUCUUGAAUGUCAUAAGUCAUUAGGAUUUUGGGAGUCCUGAUCAAAUUAAGGCAACAAUUUGCUAGGCAGAGCAAUGUUAAAAGAUUAGCCUGUGAUAACAUGAAGAAAUCGCAUCACGGCCACCGUUUCCAGCUGACCCAGGGAUGAAAAGAAAAAUAGCAGAGUAUUCAUGGAAGCCAGUCCCACAGAUCAAAGAUUCUCCAUGUGAUCGAUUUAAACAUGCCUGCUGCAUCUGUAGGGGUUUCCUUUAUGUUUAUGGUGGUCGGCACACCACCAUCUUGAAUGACUUCUGGCGAUACAGAAUAGGCAGUAACAAAUGGGAAAGACUGGACAGUUCUGAAAAUGGCCCAGAAGAACUGGAAGAGCAUACGAUGGUGGAGCAUCAGGGUAUCCUCUACAUCUUUGGUGGUAUGGUAGAUUCUGCCUUCACCCAAAAGAAGAAUCCUUUCUGGCUAUAUGACACUGAUCCAGCCAAGUGGCUUCAGUGCCAGCUCACAGCAGUACAGGGUGAGGGAACAACUCCUACUAACCGCAAGGGCCAUAGUGCAGUUGUCUACAGGGGCAGCAUGUAUAUGUAUGGUGGAUACAUUGACAUGAAAGGUGUUUCCCAAGAAUUCUGGACUUUUUGUUUUGAUACAAAACAGUGGUUUCCUGUACCAUCUACUCAGUAUGGUGGCAGUCCAGGCCCCCGGCACGGUCAUACAGCUGUGGUUUAUGGCAAUGGCAUGUAUUUGUUUGGAGGGCUGAUGGGACUGAGUGAGCAAAAGGACUUCUGGAAGUGGGAUUUCGUGGCUACCAACUGGUCUAGCAUCAGGAACAGCCAGGGGCCUCCCAAAGUGGUGGGACACGCUGCUUUAAUCUUUCAAGACUCCAUGCUGGUAUUUGGUGGAGGAAUUUCUAAUGCGAAGCCAAAUGGCACACUGUGGAAAUACCACUUUCCUUCUGAGAUGUGGGAAAAAGUAGCAAGCCCAACGGAUGGAAAUCCUUCAUCCAAAACCUAUCACUGCCUUCUGGGACUUGGGCAUGGUUUCCAGGAGAUGACGGACUCAUCAUGUAUAUCGCUCAACCACUAUUUGCAUCGGAAGGGAAAACAUUGUUCAAAGCUACUAGCCAUCUCAAAGCAGCACUCCUGUUUCUGUGAGUACUUUCAGACUGAGCCUGCAUACCAAGCAUUCAGCAGUGAUGAUGGUAACGAAAUAGAAAUGAGCACCUUUCACCAGCCUCAAAAGCAGCCAGGAUUCUGUUCACUCCAAACUACUUCCAAUGCAGAACUGAGUGCAAACCAGCCAGCAGGCAGUUUGUCCAAGAAAGAGAAAAUCUCAUAUCUUAAACUUUCAAGGGAGCAGGAUCAGGCCACCCUUGACCUUCCAGAGGAGGCAGACUUCAGCUGUCUAGACCCUGACUAUGGGAACAUUGGUGAUCACUCCACUGUCCUGCUUAUCAUUGGUGGUAAACCUUUCUCUAGUUCGUGUGCAAUCUCGUUUUGGCAAAUGGAGCUGGACAAAAUAUAAAUGGCACACAUACCAAGGAAAGAGAGAAUUAUGCCUAGAAUGAAAAAGAAGCCCAGGAGGCAGCCAUUCACACUGAGGAGUCAAAGUGGCUAUUUGAAAGAGUGAUCAUGAACAGCCCAUUCUUUCCUGCAGUUUCUUCUUACGUUGCAUUGUUUGCACUUUUUUUCCCUCCAAUGAACCUACAGAAUGACCCUUCCUUUUUUUUUUGUUGAGCAGGUUCCUGAGGCAGAAGAAACCAGAAGACCUGUUGAAUGUUACAGUUUCUAAACUUUGCUCUUGUACAGUGCCUCACAAAUGUUAUAUAUGGAUUUUUACAACCACCUUGUCAGGAAGGGCAGUGUUAUUCUUAUGCACCAUUCAGCAUGUCUGAUUAUUUUCUUUAGUAAAAUAGGAUUUGACUGUACAAUAUACCCAGCCCUUGCCAAUAAUGCAAGCUCCUACAUUUUACAGGUCAGCUAUCUAGCUUCCAAUAUGCAAGAUUUUUGUAGGAUCUUGAAUAGUGGGGUCUGCAGAAAGACUUUAUACUAGCAAUAGCAACAAGACAUGUCUGAUGCUGUUCUCACCCACCAAGUUGGGGGACAGCAUCAGGAAAGGGAACAGAGACCACAGAAGAACCUAUGAAGAUUAACUCCAAGUAUCAGAAUGUGCAGGGGCUAUUUAAAAAACGAAAUGCAGGUGUUCUAAAGCCAGCAAAUUCUGUGCCGGUAUUUUCUGUGCUUAUCAAGUAUGACCAUAAUACUCUAUUUGGUUUCACAAUUGCUAUUUCAAGUAACAACACGGCAGAUCCAUAAAGAUUCCCUUUGCUGAUUUUAUGGGCCCCUAAAGUUAAAUGAAACCAUCCCUGUCAUUGACUUUGUAGGGUUGUGAGUGAAAUAAUUUAUUCUGCAGUCUGAGGUGGAAUUUAGUCCUUUGAAGUUACCCUUUUCUGACCAAUGUCACUUAACAAAGUAAUGAAGUAUACAGAGGAAUUAGAAAAGGCUGUCGUGUAGUUCUUAAGUGUCUAGCCUGGUUCAUAAAUACCAACAUACGAGAAUUAUCCAGAUUUUGGCUAGUAUUUUCCAGUGUUUUGGGAUUUUUAUACAUUUAAACCUUAUAAUCUUUUAAAAUGUAAUAUGCUAAAGAUGGUUCAAAUGUAAUACUUCUUUCUUCUCGCAAAGAAAAAAUAAAUGCUUGGUAAACUACUUAAA